Molecule: messenger RNA, 4486 nt
Organism: Colossoma macropomum (tambaqui)
Lineage: Eukaryota; Metazoa; Chordata; Actinopteri; Characiformes; Serrasalmidae
Gene: amotl2a
Product: angiomotin like 2a
Exons: 11
Coding region: 296-2485 (729 amino acids)
Biological process (GO): regulation of cell migration; establishment of cell polarity involved in ameboidal cell migration; angiogenesis
Cellular component (GO): bicellular tight junction; cytoplasmic vesicle; plasma membrane
Source: RefSeq, a predicted model, not a curated record
ACAAUCGAGCCUCCGCGGUUUAAUAGCAGCGGCUCCUCCCUCCGGCCUCAGUCUGCCGGAGGAGCUCACAGGGCUCACAGAGCCUAACGUCCGCGCUCAAACACGAAUGGAAAUAUAGCGACUGCUUUUUAUUUGUAAAGGACAAUACUAUUGAAGAGAAAUAAGAGCUACACUCACCGUCCUCAACUUCUUUUGCCGUCAUGCGACUGUGAAUUGGUUGACCAAUCAAGCCAGAGAAUUGCUCACUACUUAAAGUGUUGGUUUUAUUUGCAAUUGUGCUUCAACCUUGACUGAAAUGAGAACUGCAGAGGAGUCCUCAGGCACGGUGCUGCACCGGCUUAUUCAGGAGCAGCUGCGAUACGGGAACCCCACAGACACACGCACUCUCUUGGCCAUCCAGCAGCAAGCCCUGCGGGGAAGUGGAAGCGGCGGAGGCGCAGGGAGCCCUCGCUCGUCCCUGGAGAGCCUCACUCAGGAGGAGUCCCAGUUCAUCCAGAUGUCCACGAGACAGGAGCCACAGGGCCAGGAGCACCAAGGGGACUACCAGCACUCGGAAAGCCCCAUCUGCCAUCUCUACCAGCUCCACACAGAGGAGCUACCCACCUACGAGGAGGCCAAAGCUCACUCGCAGUACCUGGCCUCACAGAGGGGUCAGGCUUGCCUUCAGCAGGGUGGUCUGGAUACCCCUGGUGCGGAUUCAGGGCUUGAGCAGGACCAGGGCACAUGGGACCUCAAACGGGAGCAUGCUAGGUCACUAAGCGAGCGCCUCAUGCAGCUCUCCCUGGAGAGGAAUGGUGCCCAUGACAAUGUGCCCAUGAGUUCAUCGCACAGUUACCCCCAGCUAUCUGGUAGCCAUGCUGGUAUUGCUAUCCAUGAUGGGCCCGAUCAGCGUGGACCACCCCCAGAGUACCCCUUUACGGUCAAAUCUCCUGGAUAUAUGCUUAGCCAUUCGCAGGAGAAUGGACAUUAUUACAAAGAACCCCCUCCUGCUUUCCACUCUCAGCAUCACAGGUAUGUUCCAGCCCAAUCACAGGUAGCUAGACAUAACGCCCUGCCCACAAUGACGCCUGCUGGUCAGGAUGUCAUAGUUGGAGGCUACAGCAUCUCAGCCCCUAAUCCUCAAAUGGAACAGCUGAUAAAGGAAAAUGAAAGGCUGAAGAGGGAAGUGGAGAACUACAGUGAGAAAGCAGCAAGACUGCAGAAACUGGAGCAGGAGAUUCAGAGGAUAUCGGAGGCUUAUGAGACUCUUAUGAGAGGAUCUGCGAAGAGAGAGACUCUUGAGAAAACCAUGAGAAACAAACUUGAAUGUGAAAUCAAGAGGCUUCAUGACUUCAACAGAGACCUUAGGGAUCGCCUAGAAACGGCCAAUAAACAGAGAGCAACCAUGGAAGAUCAAGAUCACAGCCAACACGUCUUUGCCAAAUUGGCUGAGCAGAAUGAGGAGCACCAGCGGGAGCGUGAGCGCCUGGAGCGUGAGCUGCAACUUUUGAGGGCUUCUGGAGAGGAGUGGUGCAGGCGUCGGGAGGCCCUGGAGCAGGCCUUGGUGUCCGCUCAGGCCCGGAACAGGCAGCUUGAAGAGGAGCUGCGGAAGAAGAGAGCAUACGUGGAGAAAGUUGAAAGGCUGCAGAGUGCUCUGGCUCAGCUGCAGGCUGCCUGUGAGAAGAGGGAGGCACUGGAGUUGAAGCUUCGCACCAGGCUGGAGCAUGAGCUGAAGAGUCUGAGGACACAACAGUGGCAGUCUCAAGGCGAGCAGGCGAGCAGCACCUCUUCAUCCAGCCUAAACACCUCCUCUCUGCAGCAGCGGCUGAGGGAAAGAGAGGAACGUAUCUUAGCUCUGGAGGCUGACAUCACCCGCUGGGAGCAGAAGUAUCUGGAGGAGAGCACGAUGCGUCAGUUUGCCAUGGACGCUGCGGCCACUGCUGCUGCCCAGAGAGAUACAACCAUCAUCAACCAUUCGCCCAGACACUCGCCUAAUAGCAGCUUCAACGAGGUCCUUCCAUCAUCCAACCACAGACAUCAGGAGAUGGAGAACAGGAUCCGAGCACUGUAUGCCAAGCUGCUGGAGAAAGAUGCUGUGAUUAAGGUCCUGCAGCAGCGCUCGCGGCGUGAGCAGGGGCGGCCCGAACUCACCGGCCUCCGGCCCGCCCGAUCCGUCCCAUCUAUCAGCACGGUCACAACCAUGACCACCACUCGGCCCAAAGGGAAGAGCCUCUCAGAUGACCAGACAGCGGCUGCGACACUGCCCCCCGUGCCCCAUUCACUAUCCAAGGCCCAGAGCCGCGACUGCAGCACCCAGUGUGACGAGCCAUCAGAUGAAACAAACCCCACGUUAGAGAUCACCAGUGCACCAGCUGCUCCAGAGUCCACACCUACGCCCAGCUCUGAACCUACCACAGAGACGCAGCAGACCCAACCUCCAGUUAGCACAGCCAAGAGCAGCAGCAGCAGCAGUGCUGAAAGCGAACUAGUGGAGAUUCUCAUCUAAAGACAGUGGAAAGAAAAACUCACCCAGUUCAGGUCUCUUUAUGCCUGAACUGCAUUCGGCUCAACACUGCCUGAAUACAUGACCCACAUGGGAUUUGCCAAGCAAGAUCUUCUCAUCUCUAAUGGUGCUCAAGACAGUGGUUACCUAUGGAGCCAGUCUGUUUUUCGAUAAGGCGAAGUGAGGAGGUAAAAGAGAGAGAAAACCCCAGACUUUCCCCAGUGCAGAGAGGAGAGCUGAGCUCCCUUUACUGUUUCUCUACACCUAAAAGGACAAAAAACUCUCGAACUCUUCUAGCGACUCUCUCUCAGCUUGCCUCACAAUCCGAGGUACUUGUACAGUAACUCUGCAGAACUCCAAGAGGCUGCUGUGAUAUGGCAUAAGUACAUAUAAAACAGUAUAUAUGUGAGUUCCUUUUUUUGCCUUGUAUUUAUAUUUAUGAUAAUUGCUGCUGAACUGCGUGAGUUUUUUUUUUCUUUGAAGAGUGUUAUUGUAUGUGAGAAGGUGUAGGAAAGAAUACAAGAGAAUGAAUGUCUGUUUUUGAAUGUCUGUUUUUGCAGUCCAUCUGUUUUCUGUGCAUCCGUUGCCCUUGGUUCAUUUUUCAAGGGAAGUGUUUCCGCAGUCGACUUAGUAUACCGUUCCGUGUAAGACAAUAUCUUGCAUUCCUGGAUAAAAUGCACAGACAUAUCAGCUAACUUUGGUCGUUCUGCAUAUAGUAGACAUGUGCUGUUGCAACUGCUCGACCCUUAAACAUCCCAAAAAAAGAACAGUAAAGUUUGCGGGUCAGCCAUCUGUAGCGUAAAAGCGGUCGGCCUAGGAUUACGCUAUUUACCAGAAUAGUUGGGUGAAAACUGAUUGACUGAACGCUGACACUCCCUUUGACUAAAUUAACAUUACAGUUGGUGUUCUUAUUAUAAUUGGCUGCCAGUAGGCUUCUCUCUCUCCCUGUUUUAAGCAGCGGAAUGAGAAGCCUCCUUUUGUGGAUUUAGACUGCUGGGCACAUACUUGUCUCUUUUAGUGACACUUAAGAGACGUGUCACCCUCGGGACGGUCAGGGACUGAUGCUUCAAAUGCCACAUUAUCAUUUUGUGCCUCUAGCAGCAGCUAUCUGGCAUGCCUCUCUGUCCUUCGCUGACAAGCUGAAGCUAAUCUUCUCGCAUCCCUGCGUGGCGGUAUGUUCCUGAUUGGUGCAAAAGGCUAUCUGCUGCCUGACCCCUGGCCUGUUUGAAAUGGCUGGCAUUCAUGCUACUAUUCUCUUUCUGGGGCUAUUUAUUUCCACACAGCUAUGGUAGCUGGUUCUACCAUGAGCAUCAGAAUAGUGGAGUAGUUACAUACAGCAACAUGGACACAUCUAACCAUAUUUGCAGCUAUAAGUUGUGGUGUUAUUUUAAAAAAAAUGUUACUGUCUUAACUUCAAAGACUUACAUUUCUAUGGUCAAAAAGGCUGUUUGAGAUGGUGUGAUGUGAAUUCGCAAAUAAGAGCAGACCUGCAUUAGCUAGGUGGUAAACUAAGGGCUAAUACAUUUACACUUCAUUCUAACUAGACCAUGGAAAGCCACAUUCUCUCUGAGUGACUCUAGACUGGAAGUGUAGGUAAUCAGUAUUGCACCAUGUUCCUUACUGUCAUUGAACGCUAUUUCUCUUUGCCUGCUCUCCUACACAAAGUAUUUGCUGGUCAAUGAUUUGUAGAGGAGUCAUAUGCUUCUUGAAUGCUUUUUUUUGCUCUCUCUUUGGACUGUUUACAGAAAGGGCUGUUUGGAAAAGAAAAGACAUUAAUAUAUUUUGUAUAUUAUUGUGCCUUUUAUAGUAUCUAGUGACAUGAACAUUAAUGCCAAAGAUUUGCAUUACAAAGUAAGUUAUAUAAUGAAAAUAUGAGACCUUGGUGAAGUGUAGAUGCCUUGCUCAGACUGGUUGACCCAUACUUAGAUGUUGCUGUGAACUUCUGGAAUGGGACUUUUUUGUAUGCCAUUAACAUUUCAUUCAUUGAAUAAAAACUUUAAUAUA